This is a messenger RNA of Phytophthora nicotianae INRA-310, 339 nucleotides long. RefSeq lists its product as hypothetical. The record is from RefSeq and is a predicted model, not a curated record. Bases 1 to 339 code for a protein of 112 amino acids. Lineage: Eukaryota; Oomycota; Peronosporomycetes; Peronosporales; Peronosporaceae. The transcript has a single exon.
AUGUGGAAGAGUCGCAUUUUCAAGCAACUGAUAUUUGGCGACGACACGUGCCCCAUCAGUCAGAAGUAUGAGAUUCUGGACGACUACAUCAAGUUCAUCAAGCCUAAGGACUACGAUCAAACCCUCCUAAGCACCUUAAGUAGGGGAGUUGGUGGUGAAGAGAAGGUGGGGCGGGUAUUGUAUACUGCAAGGACGAAUCCUCGUACAUUCAAGAAGGCCAACCAAUUGCAGGAAUUACCACUCGGUAAGUGGACGGGUGAAGGUCAAUUGCCUGCAAAUAUCUUUCAAUGGUUGAGGUUCUACGACGACGUGGAUGACGCUUUUACCGCCGAUAAUUGA